Molecule: messenger RNA, 1446 nt
Organism: Macrobrachium nipponense
Lineage: Eukaryota; Metazoa; Arthropoda; Malacostraca; Decapoda; Palaemonidae
Gene: CkIIbeta
Product: casein kinase II subunit beta
Exons: 5
Coding region: 279-959 (226 amino acids)
Cellular component (GO): cytoplasm; protein kinase CK2 complex
Molecular function (GO): protein kinase regulator activity
Source: RefSeq, a predicted model, not a curated record
UUGUUAUGGACGUGGUGCUCUCUAAGCCUAAGCUCCUCUCUCAAGUCUGGCCUAAUUAGAUCUGCGUUUCGCCUCUUUCGAUCCAAAAUUAUAAGUUAUUGGGGCCUUCUCCGUAUCUCUGAAGCUUUAGGGCGUCGCGGUUCAUUUUAGUGCAAGAAAAUCUCGUAUUCUCGACGAUAGAUGCCAUCAUAGGCGUGGGCUUUAGGCAGACCUGGGUGUUUUUUAGACCCAAUAUCCUGUUAUAUUUAAGAGACCAAGCAUAAAAUCCAUUUCACGACAUGGGACUUAACGUCAAGAUGAGUAGUUCUGAAGAAGUUUCAUGGAUUGCAUGGUUUUGUGGCCUCCGGGGAAAUGAGUUUUUUUGUGAGGUGGAUGAGGAUUACAUCCAAGACAAAUUCAAUUUAACAGGUUUGAAUGAGCAAGUACCUCAUUACAGACAAGCUCUUGACAUGAUACUGGAUUUAGAACCAGAUGAAGAAGAGGAGAUACCUCAUCAGAGUGACCUUAUUGAACAGGCAGCAGAGAUGCUGUAUGGCCUUAUCCAUGCAAGAUAUAUUCUAACCAAUCGUGGCAUUGCGCAGAUGAUAGAAAAAUAUCAGGCUGGAGACUUUGGUCACUGUCCAAGAGUGUAUUGUGAAAAUCAGCCUAUGUUGCCUAUCGGACUUAGUGAUGUCCCUGGAGAAGCAAUGGUGAAGUUAUAUUGUCCUAAGUGUUGUGAUGUCUACACACCAAAAUCUUCUCGCCAUCAUCAUAUUGAUGGUGCCUACUUCGGAACUGGCUUUCCCCACAUGCUUUUCAUGGUGCAUCCUGAAUAUAGACCAAAAAGACCAGCAAAUCAGUUUGUUCCUAGACUUUAUGGCUUUAAAAUUCAUCCUAUGGCUUACCAGAUUCAGCAGCAAGCAGCAGCAAAUUUUAAAGCUCCAAUGAGAGCUAUGAACUAUAAUAAUGGGAAACGUUAAAAUUUAGGAAAUAUUUUAUUAAUGUUAUUGAUGUGAUUAUAAUUUGUAAUACAUAUUAGGAAAAAGCAUUGUAUAUACAGUAUUCAAUGCCACAAAUGUAUUGAUUUUAUUGUUGCUUGGCACUUAUCACCAGACAAAGUGAGAAUGGAUUGUCAAGUAUAUUAGCAGUGUGCCAACAGUGGAAAUAAAGGCAGAGCCAGGGUUAUGUGAUAAAAGGUGUAGCACACAACUUUUGUGUUUGUCAUGCGGAACAUGUAUGGGAUACAUCAAAUUAUCCAUGAAGUGGGAGAUCACAGCAUGGCAAAUUUGACUGCACACAUUCCUGAAGAGUCUGUUACCUCACUGCUUGUUAACCUCUGGAGCCAUGGAGUGAUCUCCCUGUAGUUUUAAUCUUUUGAAUACAAUUUUACAUGUUCAGAAUAUUGAUUAGAGUUUUGUUGUAAUAAGUAUUUGGAAAUAAAGUCUUAUAAUAAAAUGUAAAUACAUG